Molecule: messenger RNA, 831 nt
Organism: Suillus discolor
Lineage: Eukaryota; Fungi; Basidiomycota; Agaricomycetes; Boletales; Suillaceae
Exons: 2
Coding region: 1-813 (270 amino acids)
Source: RefSeq, a predicted model, not a curated record
AUGGCAACCUCUACUGAAGAAGAAACUAUCAAAAUUGCACUGAAGGACUCCAACUACGGACACAUCCUCAGAACAAUUGAGAACAACACACUCAGCAAAACCGCAAUUCUCACCCCCAUGUACUCCCAAGAGAUCGACAACAUCCUUGGUGAGCAAGACACCAGACUCGGUGCAGGGACAUCCCUUGCUGUCUACAUUAUCCGUACCACGAAGCUACUGGAAGACGUAGCUAACCGUGAUGACCUCAAUGAAAGCACAAAGAAACUUGCCGUGCUUCAUUUACAGACAAGGAUUCGCGUACUCGUGCUUCACCUCCUUCUGCUCAACUUCCCCGACAUCGCGAACCUAGCUGUUCAGACACUCAAGGCAAGGCCUCCUAAUGAAGAAAGAUCCAGACCGAUCGUACCUGCACUAUGCUUUGUAGAUGUUGCGGAGGAUAUGGACACACAUUUAGAAAGUGUCCAGAUUAUGUUUGUUGCAUCUGCAAUGAACUCAGACCUGACCACCUGUCGGUCCACUGCCCUCAACUCCAUGGUGUUAAGACCAUGCACAAAGGGUAGGACUGAUUCCGAAGGGCUUGGCUUCAGCUCGUGCACUGUGCCCCUUACCCAAGUAUGUGCCCUUAAUUCAGAUGACAUCCAGAGGAAGUCCAUAGGACUUCCGAAGGAGCGCAGGAGAGUCCGGAAGGACUGUCCGGAUCCGGAUGAGUGCGAGAAACUUCCGGAGGGGUGCGGGAAAAAUCUGGAGGAACUUCCAGAAAUUACUAUGAGGUUUUGUCCUGGUACAGAUAUGUGUAAUGGCUACUCAGGAUGAAUCCUGAAUAGAAUGGAG